Molecule: messenger RNA, 1790 nt
Organism: Saccostrea echinata
Lineage: Eukaryota; Metazoa; Mollusca; Bivalvia; Ostreida; Ostreidae
Exons: 4
Coding region: 237-1442 (401 amino acids)
Biological process (GO): DNA integration
Molecular function (GO): nucleic acid binding
Source: RefSeq, a predicted model, not a curated record
AGUAUGGGCGGCGGAAAGGGUAAAAAAGACGUUAAUGCAAAACUAAGAACUAAUUUUAAAAACAUACUGAAAUACAAAACAGACCACCUUAAAAUAAAAUCAACAGACUCGUUUGCAAAAUCAACAGACUCCGAUGCAAAACCAACGAUCAGCGAUGCAAAACCAACAUUUAUUCACUGAAUUGACGCUAGAUGGCGUGCAAAGAAGCGCGCGAGAUGUAACUUGCUAUAAACGUCAUGAUUAUGAGGGUACUUUCUUAUAAUAUGGCGACCAACAGAAUAGACGAGGAAGUUGAUGUUGUGAAAAAGAAUUUUAUCGCUCGCUUGACCCAUAUUUUAGCCAGACUACACCCACUUAUACACUCUAGUGACCCUAGUGUUCAAUUAGAGUAUGUUAUGUAUCAAAUGCACAGUUUAUGUCGUGAUAUUCAGCACGUUCAUGGAUGGCUUCCAGUAUCGGAUGACUUCGUAUCCCUUGUUAUCGAAGCCUAUCGCUUGUUAAGCGUGGUUCCAAACAACGCUUGGGAAAGACAUUACGAAAGACAUCCGAUUAGCGUUCACAAUGGUUGCAUCGGACGUCCAAAACUAAUCAUCACAGAACAGCAACUGCAACAUUUAUUGGAUGCCUAUUUCACAGUGAAGGAUAUAGCCUCCCUUCUCUCUGUGAGUGAAAAAACCGUGAAGAACAGACUGAAAGAGUAUGGAUUAUGUGUGAGAAUGACAUAUAGCAAUAUUGAUGACGAUGUUUUGGAUUCAUGGAUACAAAGAGGUCUUGGCUUAUUCCCAAGGGCAGGAUACAAAACAUUGCAGGGAUUCUUAGCAGCAGAAUCUAUCCGAGUUCCAAGAGAGAGAAUAAGGGCAUCAAUGCAUCGCCUAAAUCCUACUCGACAGACUCUCAGAAGUUUGACAACCAUAAAAAGAAGGUCAUAUCAAGUACCAUCACCACUUGCCUUGUGGCACAUUGAUGGAAACCACAAGCUUGUGCGUUGGAGAUUUAUUGUCCAUGGCGGAGUUGAUGGGUACUCCAGAGCAAUUGUUUACUUAAAGUGCAGUACCAACAAUGAAUCCAAGACUGUACUUGACCUGUUUAUGAAUGCAAUACAGGAAUGGGGUUUGCCAUCCCGCGUUCGUGGUGAUAUGGGUGUUGAAAACAGAGAUGUCGCAACAUUUAUGCUGAAUCACCCACUACGAGGACUUCAUCGUGGCAGUUUUAUCACAGGUCGAAGUGUCCACAAUACUAGGAUUGAGAGACUGUGGAGGGAUGUAUAUGAAGGUGUUUUGUGUACAUUUUACAAUUUAUUUAGAUCUUUAGAGGAUAUGGAUCUCUUGGACCCAACAAAUGAAAUCGAUUUAUUUUGUCUGCAUUAUACAUUUCUGCCAAAAAUCAACUUCUUGUUGCAAAAUUUUGUUAAGAUGUGGAACAAUCACAAAAUUUCUCUGUAAAGAACAAAAGUCCUUUACAGCUUUUUAGGAUUGGAAUGCAAAAUGUUGCAGUGGUAAAUUCAUGCAAUUUGGGGCAUGAAUAUUUUGAACAAUUCGAUGAUGUAACUGCAAUGUCCUAUGGUGUGGAAAGUGAUGAUUUUAAUGCAGAACCAGAAGAGCAAGUGAUUGUCCCAUCAACCAUAGACCUGACUGAGCAACUGGUUUUUCAUUUAGAAAAUGUAACAAUAGAGGAUGAAGAUAUAUGGGACGAAAAAACUUAUGUGGAAAUCCGAAAUUAUCUGAGAAAUUUGGCUUAAUAUUUUUACUCAUUUUAUUACAUUUACCUGUAUUUAUUUUAAUUUUUUAACA